CCAGUACAUGACUUCGAGACUCCUUACUUACCACAUAAACUACUACCAGCGUGCUCGGAGAACUAGUCAUGCCCUUAAACAUGUACAAAUAUGUCGGUCGACUUCCGGUAUACGGCCUCUAGUCACUGAUACAAGGGUUUAUUACAAAGUGCCAGUAAACACAAGUAGUUGUACUCGUGGUCAGGGUGUGAGGAGCUGUAUCAUUUUUUAAGAAAGCGUUGUCUGAAAGAUUUCAGAGAAGUUACGGAUUACUUAUCGCCGUGAGAACAAAAUGGAUGUUGGAUUCUUUAGGAACAGUGGCGAUAACGUCAAGACAAAAGACAGCGACAGAAGCGCCACAUGGUGCCAUACGUACUCUGGAGGAAUACUCUUCAGUAAACACUGUCUUCGUUACGGAGAGAUUGUUAACGUGGAAAUAACCGGAAAUGGUCACGCCGCCAUUGGAUUUACCCAGCAUGACCCGCGAUAUAUCAGUUGCAUUAAGGAUGCAGUUUUGACUAAUAAGGUCAAACUUCUGACCAAUGUGCGCACGUUACAGAGAGCUGGUACGAUCAAGCUAUGCUCGUACGAGAGUCACGUGAGCAUUACGUGCAAUGGGUGUUCAGUAGAGAACGAUCGAGACUACAGUGAGCCUGUCUGGCUUGUAAUCAACCUUAAAUUUGGCAACGUUCAGGCAAACAUGUUCACGAGGGAAAACCAUCCACUGCAGUUUCAUCACGUGACUGGAGAGAAUAUCGACCUUAUGGAUAAAGAAUGCCGGUCAGCCCGACUCAAAGUGGAAAACCCUGCUUCCGUCUGCUGCCUCGCGCGCAGGAUCUACCCUGGUCAAGGCCUGAUGCUUAAGGUCAAUCCAUUACAAGAACGAGGCAGGGUUCCAAGCAGAUUUCACCUUACGCUGGGAAUGUCUACUUUAAAACCCGAGGAGCUCCGAGUUGGCGACCCGGAGUCGUUUUCCGUUUGUGAGAAGGUAAAGAAACCGAAACGAUGGCGGCAUAUGAAACGUUUUGAGGACGAGAUCGAGGACGGGAAGCGCCGCAAUCGGUGUACAGGAUACCUCCAGGUGAUGGUGACCCCGGAGGGCGAGGUCAAGUACGCACAUUCCUCAGACGUGUACGGUCACGUGACAGUGCCGAGAAGCAAACUUGAGUCCGGUGUGUUAAUUGUAUUUGAACUGUUCCGUGUGACACUUGACAUCACAAAGACGUUUGACCUACAAGUGUAUGACUAUGCUGAUAUCAACUUUGGACAGUUCGAGAAACGCAAGGCAAGUCUUAAACAAUCUGUGCAUAAACACGAUACCGGUUAUGUGGAGUUCCAACCCAAAUAUAGAGACCUGGUGACAAAAAUGCCAUCAAACGCUUCGUGAAACCGGAAGUGCUAUGUUUGCUUUGAUAUGUAAAUAUUUUAGACGAUGUUACGUUGAAUGUUAUUAAUUUAUUUUCUGAUUUAUAACUGUCGUCUCGGAGACGAGUUAAUUCGCUGACCUACAUUUGUUGAACCCGCAUUUCCUUUUUCUUUCGCUGACUGAUAUUUGACCUACAUUUGUUAGCCUAUAUUUGUCAGACCUAUAUUUGCCGACCAUAUUUACUUGUUUGUGUUUAUGUGAAUCAGAUUUGUUUGACCUGCAUUUGUCUGGCCGUUAUAUGUUGAUGUGUGUACAGUUUUUGUAUUUGUCUGUUAUUUCAAAUGUCCUGUAUUUGUUGUAAUAUGUUUUGUACAGUUUUUGUAUUUAU
This is a messenger RNA of Mizuhopecten yessoensis (Yesso scallop), 1733 nucleotides long. RefSeq lists its product as uncharacterized. The record is from RefSeq and is a predicted model, not a curated record. The transcript is spliced from 3 exons. Bases 272 to 1366 code for a protein of 364 amino acids. Lineage: Eukaryota; Metazoa; Mollusca; Bivalvia; Pectinida; Pectinidae.